Messenger RNA from Merops nubicus (carmine bee-eater), 2370 nucleotides. Its product is annotated as death-associated protein kinase 1. The transcript has 8 exons. The annotation marks the transcript as partial. The record is from RefSeq and is a predicted model, not a curated record. NCBI's taxonomy places the organism in Eukaryota, Metazoa, Chordata, Aves, Coraciiformes, Meropidae. Gene Ontology annotation, molecular function: TIR domain binding. Gene Ontology annotation, biological process: positive regulation of canonical NF-kappaB signal transduction; MyD88-dependent toll-like receptor signaling pathway.
GAUGGGAAAACAGCAGAAGAUCUUGCCAGAGCAGAGCACCAUGAACAUGUCGCGAGUCUGCUUGCAAGACUUAAAAAGGAUACACAUCGGGGGCUUUUUAUCCAGCAGCUGCGGCACACACAGAAUCCACAGCCCCGGAUCAAGCUGAAGUUGUUUGGAUACUCUGGUUCUGGGAAAACAACCCUUGUGGAGUCUCUCAAGUGUGGCCUGUUACGAAGCUUUUUCCGAAGACGUAGGCCUAGGCUCUCCUCCGCAAACUCAACCAGAUUCCCUCCAUCUCCUUUGUCUUCCAAACCUUCAGUUUCAGUAAGCAUUACAAAUCUUUAUCCUGGUUGUGAGAAUGUCAGCGUGAGAAGCCGUAGUAUGAUGUUUGAGCCAGGCCUGACCAAAGGGGUAUUAGAAGCUUUGGUUGUACCUGCUCAUCACUCUCCUUUCUCUGCUGAUGACCAGUCCACCAAGGCCAUUGACAUUCAAAACGCAUAUUUGCAUGGAGUUGGUGAUUUCAGCAUCUGGGAAUUCUCUGGGAAUCCUGUGUACUUCUGCUGUUAUGAUUAUUUUGCUGCAAAUGAUCCCACUGCAAUUCACACAGUGCUUUUUAGUCUUGAGGAGCCUUAUGAAAUCCAGUUAAACCAAGUGACCUUUUGGCUCAGUUUCCUGAAAUCGUUAGUCCCAGUUGAGGAGCCCAUAGCAUUUGGUGGAAAGCUGAAAAGUCCCCUGCGUGUUGUUUUGGUUGCCACACACGCUGACAUAGUGAAUCUUCCACGGCCUGCUGGGGGAGAGUUUUGGUAUGACAAAGAUAUGUCGCUGUUGAAAGAAAUCAGGAACAGGUUUGGAAAUGAUCUGCAUAUUUCAGACAAGUUAUUUGUCAUGGAUGCUGGAGCAUCUGGGUCUAAAGAUAUGAAGCUUCUCCGAAAUCACCUGCAAGAAAUAAGAAGCCAGAUAAUUUCUACUUGCCCACCUAUGACUCAUCUGUGUGAAAAAAUAAUCUCCACACUGCCUUCCUGGAGAAAAAUGAAUGGACCCAACCAGCUGAUGUCCUUGCAGCAGUUUGUAUACGAUGUACAGGAACAGCUCAAUCCUCUAGCAAGUGAAGAUGACCUACGGCAUAUUGCACAGCAGUUGCACAGCAUCGGAGAAAUUAACAUUAUGCAGAGUGAAACUGUCCAAGAUGUUGUGCUUCUGGAUCCUCGCUGGCUCUGUUCAAACGUCCUUGGAAGAAUCCUGUCAGUGGAGAACCCAAAAGCCCUCCAUCACUAUAGAGGUCGGUACACCCUAGAGGACAUCCAGCGUCUGGUGACAGAUAGCGAUGUGGAAGAACUGAUACAGAUUUUGGAUGCCAUGGAUAUUUGUGCAAGGGACCUCAGCAGUGGGGCUAUGGUGGAUAUUCCUGCUCUCAUAAAGACUGACAGUCUCCACAGAUCUUGGACAGAUGAGGAGGAUGAGGUGCUGAUUUAUGGUGGUGUUAGAAUUGUUCCUGUGGAACAUCUUACCCCGUUUCCUUGUGGAAUUUUUCAUAAAGUUCAGGUGAAUCUCUGCAGGUGGAUUCAUCAGCAAAGCACAGAGGGAGAAGCUGAUAUACGUCUGUGGGUAAAUGGAUCAAAGAUUAUGAAUCGUGGAGCUGAGCUUUUAGUGCUGCUGGUCAACCAUGGUCAGGGUAUAGAGGUUCAAGUUAGAGGACUGGAAACAGAGAAGAUCAAGUGCUGUUUACUUUUGGAUUCUGUAUGCAGCACCAUUGAUAACUUAAUGGCCACAACCUUACCAGGCCUUCUGACUGGGAAAUACUACCUUAGUCCUCAGCAGCUGAGGGAGCAUCAUGAACCAGUAAUGGUCUACCAACCUAGAGACUUUUUCCGUGCACAGAGUCAGAAGGAGACAUCACUAACUAACACUAUGGGGGGAUACAAAGAGAGUUUUAGCAGUAUUCUGUGUUUUGGCUGUCUUGAUGUCUACUCCCAGGGAAGCCUAGGAAUGGAUAUUCAUGUUUCUGAUCUGAAUCUGCUUACCAGGAGAAAACUAAGUCGCCUUUUGGAUCCACCCGAUCCUAUGGGCAAAGAUUGGUGCCUUCUGGCCAUGAACCUGGGCCUCCCCGAUCUCGUUGCAAAGUACAAUACAAAUAAUGGAACACAAAAUGACUUUAUCUCAAGCCCAGUCCAUGCCCUUCUGCAGGAGUGGAGUAAUGCUCCUGACAGCACUGUAGGUAUCCUAAUGUCUAAACUGAGGGAGUUAGGUCGCAGGGAUGCAGCAGACUUUUUAGUGAAGGCAUCUUCUGUGUUCAAAAUAAAUUUAGAUGCUAAUGGUCAAGAGGCUUACGCUUCGAGCUGCAACAGUGGCACGUCUUACAACUCCAUUAGCUCCGUGGUGUCUCGGUAA